AUGCGAACAUUGGAAUGGGAUAAUAUAGGAGUAAAAAUCGAUGGUCGGCAGUUACACCAUCUUGGCUUUGAUGAUGAUAUCGUCCUUAUAACACCAAACAUUAUCCAAGCGGAACCUAUGCUUGACAACUUUGAUAAAGCCCGUGGAAAGGUUGGUCUUCGACUAAAUCUCACAAAAACGGUGUUAAUGAGGAGCGGAUUGGUUUCGUAUGCCCCAUUCAUGCUCAACGGAACGAAUAUCUCAGAGUGGUCCAAUUAG
This is a messenger RNA of Angiostrongylus costaricensis, 258 nucleotides long. NCBI's taxonomy places the organism in Eukaryota, Metazoa, Nematoda, Chromadorea, Rhabditida, Metastrongylidae. The record is from the annotation of a GenBank genome assembly.